Messenger RNA from Myripristis murdjan (pinecone soldierfish), 1085 nucleotides. It is a transcript of the gene atp1b3a, whose product is annotated as ATPase Na+/K+ transporting subunit beta 3a. Lineage: Eukaryota; Metazoa; Chordata; Actinopteri; Holocentriformes; Holocentridae. Gene Ontology annotation, molecular function: ATPase activator activity. Gene Ontology annotation, biological process: intracellular potassium ion homeostasis; sodium ion export across plasma membrane; potassium ion import across plasma membrane. Gene Ontology annotation, cellular component: sodium:potassium-exchanging ATPase complex. The record is from RefSeq and is a predicted model, not a curated record. The transcript is spliced from 7 exons. The coding region runs from base 173 to 1009 and encodes 278 amino acids.
UUCUCCUCCAGCUCUUUCUGCCGCCCACUCCUCUCCAACCAUUGAUCAGACUGCACUCGCCGCCGCCUCGCCGGCUUAAUUCGCCUCAUCACAUCGCCCGCUGCGCUUUUUCUUCAUUUUGGUGGGAGAGGGAGAAGAAACCAGUAGAGACCCCAUCCGCAAGCAUUUCACCAUGGCAAGCACUGAGGAUAAAGCAGUGGACAAGGAGAAUGUGUCCAACUGGAAGGACUCCAUCUACAACCCGCGGACCGGGGAGCUGCUGGGUCGCACAGCCAGCAGCUGGGGCCUCAUUCUGUUGUUCUACCUGAUUUUCUACUGUUUCCUGGCUGGCAUGUUUGCCCUCACUAUGUGGGUGAUGCUCCUCACGCUGGAUGAGUAUACGCCAAAGUACAGAGAUCGUGUUCCUCACCCAGGGUUGGUGAUUCGUCCAAAUUCAGUGGAUAUCUGGGUCAACAUAUCUGAUCCAGAAAAGUAUAAAACAGCCUAUGUCAAACCUCUGGAGUCCUUCCUGGAAAGCUAUAAUGAUACAGAGCAGGAGAAGAACAAGCUGUGCUUCUCAGGCGAGUAUUUUGAGCAAGAGGACAACAAGAUGGAGAAGGAGGCUUGCCAGUUCAAGAGGAGCUUACUGAGUAGCUGCUCCGGCCUGUCUGACACUACCUUUGGAUAUGGCGAGGGACAGCCCUGCGUGCUGCUGAAGAUGAACAGGAUCAUUGGCCUGAAGCCCCGCGGAGAACCCUACAUCAACUGCACAGCCAAGAGAAACGUGGUUCAGAUGAGCUAUUUCCCCACUGAAGGACGUUUCGACAAGAUGUAUUUCCCCUACUAUGGGAAGAAAGCUCAUGGGAAUUAUGUGCAGCCCCUGGUUGCUGUGAAGCUGUUGGUGAGCCCAGAGGACUACGGCACAGAGAUGACGAUCGAGUGCAGGGUAGACGGCUCCGACAUCCGCAACAACGACGACAGGGAUAAGUUCUUGGGCCGUGUCACUUUCCGGGUCAAGGUGUUUAAGUAAGAAGGGAAAGCGGUAAAGGGGCCGAGCCAGAGGCUGCCCCACGUGGCGAAGGAUUUAUUUAAAAAAAAAAAAAAAA